This is a messenger RNA of Giardia duodenalis, 5850 nucleotides long. Its product is annotated as VSP. NCBI's taxonomy places the organism in Eukaryota, Fornicata, Diplomonadida, Hexamitidae. The record is from RefSeq and is a predicted model, not a curated record. The transcript has a single exon. Bases 1 to 5850 code for a protein of 1949 amino acids.
AUGUUGGUAGGAUUUCUCCUAGUUUGUGUAACAGUGCUGGCAAAGCACAACGAGAAGACCGCGCAGUGCGACGAUGGUAAUGGCUACCAGCUCCAGGGCGACGCGUGCGUCAAGGGACAGGCCAACGCGUGCCCGACGCUGGAAGGGGCCGGGUGCGAGACGUGCGACUUGAGCGGCGGGGAAACCUGUCUUACAUGCAAGGAUAAAGCGCAAUACGUCGCGGCCAACAAGAAGAGCUGCAAGGCCGCCUGCACUGCCCCGGAAGAGGUAAUAGACCCGGCUGCCGGCUCGGCGAAGGCCUGCAAGUGCGACGAUGGUAAUGGCUACCAGCUCCAGGGCGACGCGUGCGUCAAGGGACAGGCCAACGCGUGCCCGACGCUGGAAGGGGCCGGGUGCGAGACGUGCGACUUGAGCGGCGGGGAAACCUGUCUUACAUGCAAGGAUAAAGCGCAAUACGUCGCGGCCAACAAGAAGAGCUGCAAGGCCGCCUGCACUGCCCCGGAAGAGGUAAUAGACCCGGCUGCCGGCUCGGCGAAGGCCUGCAAGUGCGACGAUGGUAAUGGCUACCAGCUCCAGGGCGACGCGUGCGUCAAGGGACAGGCCAACGCGUGCCCGACGCUGGAAGGGGCCGGGUGCGAGACGUGCGACUUGAGCGGCGGGGAAACCUGUCUUACAUGCAAGGAUAAAGCGCAAUACGUCGCGGCCAACAAGAAGAGCUGCAAGGCCGCCUGCACUGCCCCGGAAGAGGUAAUAGACCCGGCUGCCGGCUCGGCGAAGGCCUGCAAGUGCGACGAUGGUAAUGGCUACCAGCUCCAGGGCGACGCGUGCGUCAAGGGACAGGCCAACGCGUGCCCGACGCUGGAAGGGGCCGGGUGCGAGACGUGCGACUUGAGCGGCGGGGAAACCUGUCUUACAUGCAAGGAUAAAGCGCAAUACGUCGCGGCCAACAAGAAGAGCUGCAAGGCCGCCUGCACUGCCCCGGAAGAGGUAAUAGACCCGGCUGCCGGCUCGGCGAAGGCCUGCAAGUGCGACGAUGGUAAUGGCUACCAGCUCCAGGGCGACGCGUGCGUCCAAGCGUGGACUGAGCGGGGGCGCACAGCGGCGCAUACGUCGCGGCCCGGAGCCGGCCCUGGGAAGAGGUGCCGGCCGGCGGGUGGUGCCGAUGGAAGGACCGUGGCGACCUGUCAGGACAGGCCGGGCCGGGGGGGGGGGGCGGACGGCGGCGGGGAAACCUGUCUUACAUGCAAGGAUAAAGCGCAAUACGUCGCGGCCAACAAGAAGAGCUGCAAGGCCGCCUGCACUGCCCCGGAAGAGGUAAUAGACCCGGCUGCCGGCUCGGCGAAGGCCUGCAAGUGCGACGAUGGUAAUGGCUACCAGCUCCAGGGCGACGCGUGCGUCAAGGGACAGGCCAACGCGUGCCCGACGCUGGAAGGGGCCGGGUGCGAGACGUGCGACUUGAGCGGCGGGGAAACCUGUCUUACAUGCAAGGAUAAAGCGCAAUACGUCGCGGCCAACAAGAAGAGCUGCAAGGCCGCCUGCACUGCCCCGGAAGAGGUAAUAGACCCGGCUGCCGGCUCGGCGAAGGCCUGCAAGUGCGACGAUGGUAAUGGCUACCAGCUCCAGGGCGACGCGUGCGUCAAGGGACAGGCCAACGCGUGCCCGACGCUGGAAGGGGCCGGGUGCGAGACGUGCGACUUGAGCGGCGGGGAAACCUGUCUUACAUGCAAGGAUAAAGCGCAAUACGUCGCGGCCAACAAGAAGAGCUGCAAGGCCGCCUGCACUGCCCCGGAAGAGGUAAUAGACCCGGCUGCCGGCUCGGCGAAGGCCUGCAAGUGCGACGAUGGUAAUGGCUACCAGCUCCAGGGCGACGCGUGCGUCAAGGGACAGGCCAACGCGUGCCCGACGCUGGAAGGGGCCGGGUGCGAGACGUGCGACUUGAGCGGCGGGGAAACCUGUCUUACAUGCAAGGAUAAAGCGCAAUACGUCGCGGCCAACAAGAAGAGCUGCAAGGCCGCCUGCACUGCCCCGGAAGAGGUAAUAGACCCGGCUGCCGGCUCGGCGAAGGCCUGCAAGUGCGACGAUGGUAAUGGCUACCAGCUCCAGGGCGACGCGUGCGUCAAGGGACAGGCCAACGCGUGCCCGACGCUGGAAGGGGCCGGGUGCGAGACGUGCGACUUGAGCGGCGGGGAAACCUGUCUUACAUGCAAGGAUAAAGCGCAAUACGUCGCGGCCAACAAGAAGAGCUGCAAGGCCGCCUGCACUGCCCCGGAAGAGGUAAUAGACCCGGCUGCCGGCUCGGCGAAGGCCUGCAAGUGCGACGAUGGUAAUGGCUACCAGCUCCAGGGCGACGCGUGCGUCAAGGGACAGGCCAACGCGUGCCCGACGCUGGAAGGGGCCGGGUGCGAGACGUGCGACUUGAGCGGCGGGGAAACCUGUCUUACAUGCAAGGAUAAAGCGCAAUACGUCGCGGCCAACAAGAAGAGCUGCAAGGCCGCCUGCACUGCCCCGGAAGAGGUAAUAGACCCGGCUGCCGGCUCGGCGAAGGCCUGCAAGUGCGACGAUGGUAAUGGCUACCAGCUCCAGGGCGACGCGUGCGUCAAGGGACAGGCCAACGCGUGCCCGACGCUGGAAGGGGCCGGGUGCGAGACGUGCGACUUGAGCGGCGGGGAAACCUGUCUUACAUGCAAGGAUAAAGCGCAAUACGUCGCGGCCAACAAGAAGAGCUGCAAGGCCGCCUGCACUGCCCCGGAAGAGGUAAUAGACCCGGCUGCCGGCUCGGCGAAGGCCUGCAAGUGCGACGAUGGUAAUGGCUACCAGCUCCAGGGCGACGCGUGCGUCAAGGGACAGGCCAACGCGUGCCCGACGCUGGAAGGGGCCGGGUGCGAGACGUGCGACUUGAGCGGCGGGGAAACCUGUCUUACAUGCAAGGAUAAAGCGCAAUACGUCGCGGCCAACAAGAAGAGCUGCAAGGCCGCCUGCACUGCCCCGGAAGAGGUAAUAGACCCGGCUGCCGGCUCGGCGAAGGCCUGCAAGUGCGACGAUGGUAAUGGCUACCAGCUCCAGGGCGACGCGUGCGUCAAGGGACAGGCCAACGCGUGCCCGACGCUGGAAGGGGCCGGGUGCGAGACGUGCGACUUGAGCGGCGGGGAAACCUGUCUUACAUGCAAGGAUAAAGCGCAAUACGUCGCGGCCAACAAGAAGAGCUGCAAGGCCGCCUGCACUGCCCCGGAAGAGGUAAUAGACCCGGCUGCCGGCUCGGCGAAGGCCUGCAAGUGCGACGAUGGUAAUGGCUACCAGCUCCAGGGCGACGCGUGCGUCAAGGGACAGGCCAACGCGUGCCCGACGCUGGAAGGGGCCGGGUGCGAGACGUGCGACUUGAGCGGCGGGGAAACCUGUCUUACAUGCAAGGAUAAAGCGCAAUACGUCGCGGCCAACAAGAAGAGCUGCAAGGCCGCCUGCACUGCCCCGGAAGAGGUAAUAGACCCGGCUGCCGGCUCGGCGAAGGCCUGCAAGUGCGACGAUGGUAAUGGCUACCAGCUCCAGGGCGACGCGUGCGUCAAGGGACAGGCCAACGCGUGCCCGACGCUGGAAGGGGCCGGGUGCGAGACGUGCGACUUGAGCGGCGGGGAAACCUGUCUUACAUGCAAGGAUAAAGCGCAAUACGUCGCGGCCAACAAGAAGAGCUGCAAGGCCGCCUGCACUGCCCCGGAAGAGGUAAUAGACCCGGCUGCCGGCUCGGCGAAGGCCUGCAAGUGCGACGAUGGUAAUGGCUACCAGCUCCAGGGCGACGCGUGCGUCAAGGGACAGGCCAACGCGUGCCCGACGCUGGAAGGGGCCGGGUGCGAGACGUGCGACUUGAGCGGCGGGGAAACCUGUCUUACAUGCAAGGAUAAAGCGCAAUACGUCGCGGCCAACAAGAAGAGCUGCAAGGCCGCCUGCACUGCCCCGGAAGAGGUAAUAGACCCGGCUGCCGGCUCGGCGAAGGCCUGCAAGUGCGACGAUGGUAAUGGCUACCAGCUCCAGGGCGACGCGUGCGUCAAGGGACAGGCCAACGCGUGCCCGACGCUGGAAGGGGCCGGGUGCGAGACGUGCGACUUGAGCGGCGGGGAAACCUGUCUUACAUGCAAGGAUAAAGCGCAAUACGUCGCGGCCAACAAGAAGAGCUGCAAGGCCGCCUGCACUGCCCCGGAAGAGGUAAUAGACCCGGCUGCCGGCUCGGCGAAGGCCUGCAAGUGCGACGAUGGUAAUGGCUACCAGCUCCAGGGCGACGCGUGCGUCAAGGGACAGGCCAACGCGUGCCCGACGCUGGAAGGGGCCGGGUGCGAGACGUGCGACUUGAGCGGCGGGGAAACCUGUCUUACAUGCAAGGAUAAAGCGCAAUACGUCGCGGCCAACAAGAAGAGCUGCAAGGCCGCCUGCACUGCCCCGGAAGAGGUAAUAGACCCGGCUGCCGGCUCGGCGAAGGCCUGCAAGUGCGACGAUGGUAAUGGCUACCAGCUCCAGGGCGACGCGUGCGUCAAGGGACAGGCCAACGCGUGCCCGACGCUGGAAGGGGCCGGGUGCGAGACGUGCGACUUGAGCGGCGGGGAAACCUGUCUUACAUGCAAGGAUAAAGCGCAAUACGUCGCGGCCAACAAGAAGAGCUGCAAGGCCGCCUGCACUGCCCCGGAAGAGGUAAUAGACCCGGCUGCCGGCUCGGCGAAGGCCUGCAAGUGCGACGAUGGUAAUGGCUACCAGCUCCAGGGCGACGCGUGCGUCAAGGGACAGGCCAACGCGUGCCCGACGCUGGAAGGGGCCGGGUGCGAGACGUGCGACUUGAGCGGCGGGGAAACCUGUCUUACAUGCAAGGAUAAAGCGCAAUACGUCGCGGCCAACAAGAAGAGCUGCAAGGCCGCCUGCACUGCCCCGGAAGAGGUAAUAGACCCGGCUGCCGGCUCGGCGAAGGCCUGCAAGUGCGACGAUGGUAAUGGCUACCAGCUCCAGGGCGACGCGUGCGUCAAGGGACAGGCCAACGCGUGCCCGACGCUGGAAGGGGCCGGGUGCGAGACGUGCGACUUGAGCGGCGGGGAAACCUGUCUUACAUGCAAGGAUAAAGCGCAAUACGUCGCGGCCAACAAGAAGAGCUGCAAGGCCGCCUGCACUGCCCCGGAAGAGGUAAUAGACCCGGCUGCCGGCUCGGCGAAGGCCUGCAAGUGCGACGAUGGUAAUGGCUACCAGCUCCAGGGCGACGCGUGCGUCAAGGGACAGGCCAACGCGUGCCCGACGCUGGAAGGGGCCGGGUGCGAGACGUGCGACUUGAGCGGCGGGGAAACCUGUCUUACAUGCAAGGAUAAAGCGCAAUACGUCGCGGCCAACAAGAAGAGCUGCAAGGCCGCCUGCACUGCCCCGGAAGAGGUAAUAGACCCGGCUGCCGGCUCGGCGAAGGCCUGCAAGUGCGACGAUGGUAAUGGCUACCAGCUCCAGGGCGACGCGUGCGUCAAGGGACAGGCCAACGCGUGCCCGACGCUGGAAGGGGCCGGGUGCGAGACGUGCGACUUGAGCGGCGGGGAAACCUGUCUUACAUGCAAGGAUAAAGCGCAAUACGUCGCGGCCAACAAGAAGAGCUGCAAGGCCGCCUGCACUGCCCCGGAAGAGGUAAUAGACCCGGCUGCCGGCUCGGCGAAGGCCUGCAAGUGCGACGAUGGUAAUGGCUACCAGCUCCAGGGCGACGCGUGCGUGAUUCCCAACACAAACAAGAGUAGCGGCCUUUCUACAGGCGCCAUCGCAGGUAUCGCAGUGGCUGCUGUCAUCGUUGUAGGUGGUCUUGUUGGCUUCUUGUGUUGGUGGUUCCUCUGCCGCGGGAAGGCGUAG